AUGAACCUCUCCGCCGUCGUGACCAUUUCUCUCGCCUCUCUCGUCCUCGCCUACCCCAUCCCCUUCCAGCACCGCCGGGCCUUGAACCCGUUCGCGCUGACGGAGAAACUGAUGCCUCACUCGGGGAUUCCCCAGACGGUCGGAAAAACAGGACUUGGCUAUGGGUUGAAGGAUGAUGGAUACUGA
Aspergillus steynii IBT 23096 is the source of this 186-nucleotide messenger RNA. RefSeq lists its product as uncharacterized. The transcript has 2 exons. The record is from RefSeq and is a predicted model, not a curated record. Bases 1 to 186 code for a protein of 61 amino acids. NCBI's taxonomy places the organism in Eukaryota, Fungi, Ascomycota, Eurotiomycetes, Eurotiales, Aspergillaceae.